ACUCUGCUGGUAGAGGCACAGAGACGAGCCCGGGAUGGAGGAUAUGAUGAGAUGCUGCUGGACACGCUCUCAAAAAUGACGGCCGCGAUUAAUCUGUACAAGUCUGAAGGGUUUAUAGAGGUGGAGCCGUAUAAUUCGAGCCCUUUGCAAGGCACCCUGUAUUUUGCGAGGCGGUUGCAGGCAUGAUGGAGUAAUGGGGGUUUUAUUUCUGCACAUUUGAUAACACUACUUUUUUCCGUCUUUUAUUGUUACUUGAAGACACCGGAUUUUGAAAUCAUCAACUUGGCUAAUUGGCUAUUUGGUCUUGCUUUCUUCAUUCUUCAUUCUUUUUCUUUACAAGCAUAAAGCAUUGGUACGCUCCGGCAACCAUCACUCGUACAUGUUUUAUUUCACGACCCAAGAACCACUCCAUAAUUCUAUACCAAACGUAAAUCCAUAUACUUUCGAGUCAAGUACUUGUAAUUCAAAUAACUUUUUCAAAAUGUUAGAUUCUCAGAGGCGCCGUCGUGGCUCCCGCACUUGCGCACCCGGUGAUAAUUAAUACGCUGGCAAUGUUUCGGAUUAUGUCAUUUUCCUGGCUCCGGGACCCGGAUCCAAGGCCCAGAUCUUGCUUUAACCUCCCCAAGAUCGCGCCUCUCACCACCAUCUUCGUCUAUCCACUCCCCACUCAGCCAGGGACUCUCCGACCUCAACUCUGUUCAGCCGCGCAACGAGUGGCGGACCCCGUUGCCCAGCGACUCGGGCCCAAAGUUUCGUGCUUCGUCCAUGGGCGCGCGAUCGCCCCGAUCAAUUGAGCCAUGGGAGACGGUUGCUGCCGUCCAGCAUGUUGACAAGCCACCGCAACGCCUCUUUUCUUUCUUUUGACUUUUCUACAUAAUCUCGCCGACUGCUGCUUUCGUCUCUGUUUACUCUCUUCCACAUAUCUUUGUUUACUUUAUAUACCGCUCUCUCUCAGCUCUUCAUUCGCACUCGACUCUACCACACGCACGCAUUUCGAUAUCAUCUACCAUCGAUUCUAGUCGCUACAUCACGCUC
Molecule: messenger RNA, 1035 nt
Organism: Trichoderma atroviride IMI 206040
Lineage: Eukaryota; Fungi; Ascomycota; Sordariomycetes; Hypocreales; Hypocreaceae
Source: RefSeq, a predicted model, not a curated record